This is a messenger RNA of Aspergillus oryzae RIB40, 2235 nucleotides long. RefSeq lists its product as uncharacterized. The record is from RefSeq and is a predicted model, not a curated record. Lineage: Eukaryota; Fungi; Ascomycota; Eurotiomycetes; Eurotiales; Aspergillaceae. The coding region runs from base 1 to 2235 and encodes 744 amino acids. Gene Ontology annotation, cellular component: cytoplasm. The transcript has a single exon.
AUGGCGAAACGCUCGUUGAGCCCUGACCCGGCGUCCGCAGAACGUCGCUUCAAGUCUAUAUCCACCGAAAAGAGACCAUUCAGGAUCAUCAACCUCAGUGAAGGCGACCUAGUACACCAAACUUGUGUUGCGGUCCAUGGCGAGUGCCCGGAGCUUGACGAUGCCGCGGAUACCGUCUUUGUGUCUGUCUCGUCGUCCCACAUGUUCAACCAGGAGCCGCAGACAGUCAACCACUGGCCGUUGCACAAAGGCCAAUGGAAGGCGCUCGUGAUGCUAGCACCGGGCACCAAUACACUCAUCUUCAAACUGCAUCACGCUCGGAGAUUCUUAGCUUCCCUGCAGAUUAACGUUAAUUAUAUUCCCUUGCUACAGCUGCCUCCUCUCCAUCUCGCGGUGCUUGUUGCAAAGGAUUCACCGCUGCUCAUCGAUUGCCCCCCAGCCAAGUAUGGGGGUAUCUCAACUGCACACAGUACCAUUGACGCAGCUAUUUCUAAGCUCCGAAUGUCAGCGUAUAUGUGGCAAGCUCUUACAGCAGAGGACUUUCGCCAAAAGGGAUUGGGGAGACGCUCAUUUCGCCUGGAGGAGGAGUGGUCCGCCAAUACAACCGUGCAAGCGGGGCAUCAAGCAACCACUGGUACCAAGAGCAGUAUGGGAUCUGUUGCAAAGGUCCACAUUAUCCGGUCGGAUAGGAAUGUCGCAGAGCUCAGGGACGCCGAUGUUGCCCAGCAGAAUCCUCGAGGUCGAGAUCGGGACGCCUUGCACAGAUAUUUUGAGGCGGCUCUCGCCAAGUCAGGACCCCCUUUCGAGUCAAGCUGCCGUCCAGUGGUUGCCGGUUUGAUUCUCGAUGCGCAUUACUCCAACGAGCAAUCCAUGAUCAUGGGGCAUGCUGCAUUGGGUUGUCAUAAGCCCGAUGGCAUCUCCUUGGGCAUAUUUGGCAGUCAUCUCACCUACUCUUGGCCGCGUUUCCUAGAGGAAGUCCCUGUCUGUCUGACGGAUAUGACGCCCACGGGUGACACCGUCGGUAAUGAUAACGGUGAAUGCGACACCAUGCGCGGCGCGUGUUUUGUCGGCCAAGGAGCUUUUCUGCAUGAGGUGGGCCAUGCGUUCGGCGCUGGACAUACUACGGGGAUCAUGGCGAGAGGGUACAGCAAAGCCUGGGCGAUGAACUUUGUCGCUCAUGAGACAAAUGGUACGGCAGAGAACGAUGCUAAGUGGGAUCUCCAAGAUGCGCUGAAGUUCAAAUCGUUGCCGCACUUUGCACUCCCUGGUGACAAGCUUGUGUCGAAUGACUUUCGGCUUGCCCACGUCAGAAUUGAGGUUGACUUCGGCUUGGAUAACCCAGAUAUCAUGAGUAUGGAAGGGGAACACCCGGAGGGGCUCAAGGUGUCUUGUACAGCAGGCCUGGCGCAAGUGAGCAUUGAGAAUGGGGUAAAACCACCUAUAAUCCAUGACUUUAUAAAUGCUGUCACUCGAAAGGGCGCUUGCACCAGACUUUCCAUCGACGAUGUUUGUGCAAAGUUUGAUCAAACACAACCGCUGAAAGUUACCGCUCUGGGCAUGAAUGGUAAGGUGAGCGUCGUCAAGGACUUCUGGGCGAUGCUCAAGGAAAGGCCCUACAUCAUCAUCCCGGGUAGUAAUGUCACUCUUCGCAAACAAUCCGUUCGGUCUGAAGAUCUAGAUUCAAAUGAUCAUGACCAGGAGUUCAUUAAGUGGGCUAUGCUCCUUCACCGCCGCGGUCGAGAUGGCCAACUGCAUCGUGCGACGUCGAUCGACCUUCGGGUCGGAUGUACCAUGGAUGGAGCAAUAGUCUACUAUGCCGAUGGGCAGCAAGCGAAUUGCGGUCCUGGACAUCCUCAUCGAUUUGGCGGACACGCAUCCCAAAGACAUGACAUCCCCGUUGAGGAGACCAUCACCAAAGUCAGGGUUUGCAAAGAUGACCACGGAUGGAGGAGUUUGGCAGGUAUCUGCAUGACCCUGAGUAAUGGAGAUGAGUGGGGACAUCUCAACCACAAUGACCUUGACCAUGACAGCGACAGUGACAAUGACAAUGGAAAUGGUGAGGGCGGUAAAUCCGUCGUCACUCUCGAGCCAGCUGAGGAUGAGGUUAUUGUCGGCUUCUACGGACAGAGUCACCCGAUGAGUGGAUACACAUUUGAGUUCGGAAUUUUGACGACUCCUCGAGGAGUUGACCUGCCAGGGAAUGUUUAUGAUUUACCUGAAUUUAGGAAUAAUUGA